Molecule: messenger RNA, 1621 nt
Organism: Thunnus maccoyii (southern bluefin tuna)
Lineage: Eukaryota; Metazoa; Chordata; Actinopteri; Scombriformes; Scombridae
Gene: sdhaf1
Product: succinate dehydrogenase complex assembly factor 1
Exons: 2
Coding region: 574-822 (82 amino acids)
Biological process (GO): mitochondrial respiratory chain complex II assembly
Cellular component (GO): mitochondrion
Source: RefSeq, a predicted model, not a curated record
ACGCCGUGUCGUAACGUUUGUUAAGGUCACUGUUUACAUCAUUCAACGACUCUAACAAUAAGUCUUCUCUCUCUGAUGAUCUGCUGACAAACAGACACAAACUGGGUUAAAGUUCAGAGAUCAGAUUCUUCACAGGACGUCCUGCUUCUCAGCCAAUCAGAGCUCCGCCUGCCCCCCUGCGCCGGGCUCAGAGACGGGGCUGUUUGUAGAGUCGCAGCCUGAAAUAUUAACAGAAAAGAGACAGAGCGGAGCAUCGUGGUGCGUUCAGAGUCCUCGGUGUUCCUCCUCUAAACGGUCUGUGUUGAGUUUUAAAUGUGACAAACACAGUCAGAGCUCAACGUCGCCUUCAGUGUCAGUGUGCAUCGUAAAUCUGCCCUCAGACUGACAUCAGAAGAAGAUCAGUCAUCUCCUGAGAGCUGAAAACUGUUCUGACUUUGUAUUUGUAGGGAGAAGUUGGACAUUAGAGGAGCUGCAGUUAAAUAUACUCCAGAGGUGUCAACAUGUCCUUCUAGCUUCCUGCAGACCUGCUUUCUGGUUAUUUCUCUGUUGUUAAAGAAGAUUCUGUCUCGUCUGAUGUCGCGACACAGCAAGCUGCAGAAGCAGGUUCUGGCUCUGUACCGGCAGUUCCUGCGAGCCGGCCAGGACAAACCGGGCUUCAUCCCCCGGAUCCGCGACGAGUUCCGAGAAAACGCUCGUAUCAAGAAGACGGACGUGAUGCACAUCGAGUAUCUGUACCGACGUGGCCAGAGGCAGCUGGAGCAGCUGAAGGACACCAACACCAAACAGCUGGGCUCCUUCUCCAAACCCAAAGAGCAGAGCUGACCUCUGACCUCUGCACCACGUCAUGUGACCCUGAAACACACCGACAAAUACCUCACAAAGACAGUUAUCACUGAAAUAUCAUGCUGAGAUGCUGCGUUCAAGUCCACUGGGGAAACACAUUUCCUGCUGAGGCUGCUCAAUGUGAAAAAAAACAUGUGAUGUGAUAAACUUAAUUAAAGAGUGACAUGAACUGUGAUACAGACAUUUAACUGUCUCUGAAUAAACGUCGUUUGACUUCAUACAACUGUAACAAGAGACUCUGUAAUGUGGACAAAACUGUGAUGUGGAAAAAAUUAAUAUUGUAGUAAUUACCACAGUAAAAUUACCCAUAAUUCAGUGUGUUUAUAUGCACCAAGUAUCCUGGUUAAGGCUGGAGUACUCUGACAGAGACCAGGAUACUGUUGCCUGUAAACACCAGGGGCCACAUGCAUAAAACUCAGAAGCCAGAAGCCAGAAAUAUGCAGCUGUAUUCUUUUUUAUCAGAUUUAUAAAGCUGUGCGUACGCAGUCAUUGUGGAACUGGGCGUGUGAGCCUCAUUACUACUCCCACAAUAAACCAUUAAUGGAUGAAGAUGCCCUGAAUCAGCUGUUUCAUAUCAAUUCGCCGCCUGUGUUGCACCAGUGAUGAUCUCCUACAGCAGAACAGCUGUUAUUACAUAUCAGUUUCAUGCAUGUGGCUCCAGAUCCAGGUGUCUGAUCAUGUGACUCAUCAACUCAAGUAUCAAAGUAGUUAGUCAGUAAAACAAGAAACAUGAUGUAAUGAUGAUCAACAAGCUGAAAUAAAGGAAAGUCUGACUGAA